Messenger RNA from Prunus avium (sweet cherry), 2719 nucleotides. The record is from RefSeq and is a predicted model, not a curated record. NCBI's taxonomy places the organism in Eukaryota, Viridiplantae, Streptophyta, Magnoliopsida, Rosales, Rosaceae.
UGACUAAUUGUUUUCGUGGUGGUUUUAUUUUGUCUAGGCACAACAAGACCGGACCGAUAAUGUGAUGCUUAGAGCAGAAAAUGAUAGCCUGAAGAACGAGAAUUACCGGCUACAGACGGCGCUGCGCAAUGUUAUAUGCCCUAAUUGUGGAGGACCAUCUAUGAUUGCGGACAUUGGCUUGGAUGAACAACAACUUCGACUUGAGAAUGCUCGACUCAGAGAAGAGUUGGAACGAGUUUGUUGUCUGAGUUCACGAUAUACUACUGGCCGGCAAAUCCAAACAAUGGCACCUGGAGAUCCUCUCAUGUCAGCAUCCAGCUUGGAUUUGGAUAUGCACAUCUAUUCAAGGCAUUUCCAAGACCCAAUGACUUCUUGCGGGGACAUGAUCCCCAUGCCUUUGUUGCCACCAGAAGUGCCUUCCCACUACAAUGAGGGUGGUGUAUUGUUAGAUGAGGAAAAGUCUCUUGCGAUGGAGCUUGCCGCUUCAUCGGUGGAUGAACUUGUUAAGAUGUGCCAGGCUGGUGAGCCUCUUUGGAUCCGGAACAGUGAAAUUGGGAAGGAAGUGCUUAAUGUUAAAGAAUAUACCCGGAUGUUCCCAACGUGGCCUUUGAACCUCAAGCACCACUCAAGUGAUCAGUUUAGGACAGAAGCUACUCGUGAUAGUGCUGUUGUUAUCAUGAAUAGCAUCAAUCUUGUAGAUUGUUUUCUUGAUGCUAAUAAGUGGAUGGAGCUGUUUCCUUCUGUUGUUUCUAGAGCCAAAACUGUUCAAGUUAUUCAAGCAGACCCCUCUGGUCAAGCAAAUGGUUCUCUUCAGCUGAUGUAUGCCGAAUUACAAGUUCUUUCUCCUCUGGUGCCAACUAGAGAAGCACAUUUUGUACGUUAUUGUCAACAAAAUGCGGAGGAGGGAUGUUGGGCAAUUGUAGAUUUUCCCAUAGAUAGCUUCCAUGACAACCUCCAGUCUUCGUUUCCCCGAUACAAGAGAUUGCCCUCCGGCUGCCUUAUCCAAGACAUGCCCAAUGGAUACUCAAAAAUUACAUGGGUAGAACAUGCAGAGAUAGAGGAGAAGCCUGUCCACCAAAUAUUGAGCCACUAUGUCUACAGUGGGAUGGCUUUCGGGGCGCAACGCUGGCUUGCAAUCUUACAAAGGCAGUGUGAAAGGGUUGCAAGUCUCAUGGCCAGAAAUAUAUCAGACCUUGGAGUGAUACCUUCCCCAGAAGCACGAAAGAAUUUGAUGAAACUGUCACAGAGAAUGAUAAGAACAUUUUGUGUAAACAUGAGCACCUCCAAUGGGCAGUCAUGGACGGCUCUAUCUGAUUCCCCAGACGACACUGUUAGAAUAACCACAAGGAAGGUCACAGACCCUGGUCAACCCAUUGGUGUUAUUCUCAGUGCUGUGUCCACCACCUGGCUCCCAUAUUCUCACUACCGUGUCUUCGAACUCCUACGGGACGAACAUCGCAGAGCUCAGCAGCUUGAUGUUCUUUCCAAUGGGAAUUCCUUGCACGAAGUGGCUCACAUUGCCAAUGGCUCUCAUCCUGGCAAUUGCAUUUCUCUUCUUCGCAUAAACGUAGCGAGCAACUCAGCACAGAACGUAGAGCUAAUGCUACAAGAGAGCUGCACCGACGAGUCGGGCAGCCUUGUGGUGUACACAACCAUGGACGUGGACGGCAUCCAAUUGGCAAUGAGUGGGGAGGACCCUUCCUGCAUUCCCCUCCUUCCUCUCGGCUUUGUCAUUGUCCCACUGCACCCUAUGGAAUCUACCGGCCCAACACCCAAUCACCUCACCUCAUCAUCGCCAGAUCAUCGUCAAGAAAACAGCACUGCCACCACCACCACGACCAGCAAUGUUAUCAACUCAGGUUGUCUGCUGACUGUGGGACUCCAAGUCCUUGCCAGCACAAGUCCUUCCGCAAAACUCAACCUCUCCAGCGUCACCGCAAUUAACAACCAUCUCUGCAACUCGGUGCAGCAGAUUAUCUCCGCUCUCAGUAGCGGCAGCGACACGUGCAUUGCCGCUGCUACAACUGAGAAUGGCAGCGUUGGCGGCCGCGCCCCUUGCUCCGACCCAACUGCUUCCAGCCCCAGGCAAUAGCUUGGAUGGCCGGGACAUCCAGCUACGUGAUAAAUUACCCAAAAACCUGUCCUCUCUCCCAGCAGUCUGGCUUUUCUGUAAUCAUACUAAAUUUAGGGUUUGUGUCCGGGAGUUGUUAUUUCUACUGCAAACCAAAAAAAAAAAAAUCAUCCAGCAUUCCUUUAACAGCUAUUUACUGAUUCAGUAAGUAGUAAGUGAACCAUAAGGAAUGCAGCAUGAUUUUUUAUUUAUUGUUAAUUUGUUAAGUUUGUAAUAUCUUAGUAGUGGGAGGGGUAGGGAUGUCAAAGGAAGUUAAUAGGUGUGCCAGUGGUUUCUUGGUAAAUAAAGGAAAGAUGGCGGAGCUAGCUAGAGGAGCUGGUCUGGUAGCUGGUAGUUGGUAGUGGGUAGGUAAGUGAAGGUGGAGGGAGUUAAGAGGGAGUCAAGAGCGCACCACAGAAGAAGACCCUUUGGUUUUGCGGUGAGGUUCAGAAAUUAAAGAGAAUGGGCCUCACCAGUCUCUGCAAGGGGUGGUGGUUCGGGUAUUGACUUCUCCUUGUCUUUUGCCUUUUUUUUUUGGACGAACUUGUGUGUUGGCUUUUGUGUUUAUGACAAGGAUUCAAUGCUUCUGAAUUUUUUCAAUUACGAAAA